Molecule: messenger RNA, 2200 nt
Organism: Seminavis robusta
Lineage: Eukaryota; Bacillariophyta; Bacillariophyceae; Naviculales; Naviculaceae
Source: the annotation of a GenBank genome assembly
UCCCAUUUUAAAGUUGUUAGGCUACUCAUUAUUUUGAAUCCACUCGCACCGAUGAAGAAAAGAGGUCCACAAGAACUACUUGUACCGGCAUCCUUUGUCCUUGAUACCGCUAUCUUCCAUCUCCUCAACAAAUUUGUCCAAGACCAUGAUGAACAUCAGCGGAUCUCCAUCUCGAAGAAGUGUUGUGUCGACAGAAGCCUCGGCUACGCUAAGCCCAGGGCCAUUGUUCGGGACACCUGAGAGCUUGGGCGGGGUGGCUGGCGAUAGCAGUAUUGGGCUGAGCGAAGAGAUUGGAGCAAACCAUUCCAUCACCACCGGAAGUGAUAGUCUUCCUAGGUCUGAUAAGAGAAGAACUAAUAAUGGCGCUCGAAUGCAGGUAUAUGAGGAUGACUCUGUCAUGCUGUGGGCGGAGGACCCCGAAAGUCACUAUUUUGAGUACAUUCUUCAGCAGGAGCAAGAACAAAGAGCUAAGAUGGGAAAGUCCGCCGAAGACAGUCUGAUUGGAGAGAGCACCAUCGACGAAAUCCAGCAACAUCAGAGUGGUGGCCAAGAGAGUAGCGAAGCCGGCACUCUGACUCUGGGUGCCAGCAGCUUUCCUAUCCUUUCUACUUACAACAUCAAGGGCGGUGGUAACUCUUUGUUUGGUGGGUUUUCCUUGGCUAGCACCGAAAAGUCCAAGAAACCGACCAAACGAGAGAACAAGACCGAGGAACCGCCAGUCGCUGUCCUUGUGGAUAACUUUUAUCCCAGCUUCAUCUACGUUGGAGACACUGCAUCCAAACCUGGUAACUGCAGUAAGGACUGCUCGCAAGAUGUUAGACGAUUGCAAAGGGGCCGAUGCUUCUACAUUAUAGUCUUUUUUCUCGGUAGUAUUUGCCUUUCAGGAUCGGCAGUUGCGGUUUACUUGACACUGACGACAAGGGGAAGAAAAGACACAUCAUCAUCCAGUGUAUCGGCGUCGUUCCAAGGCACUGCAGGUACAACAAUUCCUCCUGUCAGUCAGUUGAAUGAUGCCACGUGGCGGCCCUCGACCAUCACCAUCCCUACCCUGGCUCCGUCUGCACUGCUUCAUCGAAAGACACAUCAGCCCACUCGUAUUGGAGACGCUGGAGACUUGUUCAGCCCAACACAGAGGCCUUACCACGCAGCAACAUCCGACGCCACGACAGCACCGACAAAUGAUCAAACAGCGACAACCGACCUUUCCCUUUCGCCUUCAUGGGAUGCUUCCAAUAUUCCAAGCAAUCUACCGACAAGAUUUCCAACAACGCAACAUCCGAGUACAAGACCACCAACCACAAUUCAGCCCAGCCUCCGUCCAUCCACAUUUCAGCCCAGCCUCCGUCCGUCCACGACAACCACACUAAGCUGCGGAUGCAACCAUUGUUCUUCGGUCUGGGAUAUGAUUUCGGAUGAAUAUACCUGCGGCGAUCGUAUUGAAUUCUUGGUCUUUGAAAGGGGAUAUUCUGAAACGGGCGCAUGUGCUUUGGUUGCUGGCGUUGAAUUCCCCUUGAUUUGUGGUCCUUGCGAUCCCAACACUUGCAAUGUGGGAAAUUAUGUGUAUAAUGUGGGAAAUGUUGUAUCAGCAAACGAAGCACCUCCGGAUGUCGCCUUGUCCUGGAAAGGAGGUAAUGGGUUCCCUGCUGAUGUGUUCCCUUUGGGCAGAUGCGAAGGAGACUGUGACAGUGAUGAUGAUUGUGCUGGAGGUCUCCUCUGCUUUGGCAGACAUCCCUUUGAAUCGGUGCCUGGCUGUCGUGGCGGAGAUGCUGAUUAUAGCCGAACAGACUACUGCGUUCCAGAGAAUCAUGCGCUGCAACACACUGAGGUGGGCACCAGCCGCAACUCUGGUGAUGAUUUCUUCACUGCUCCAUAGCCGUUGCUCGAUCCUCCUUUGAACAAGUUGUUCAACACACACACACAAAAACACAAGGCUUCAGGACAUACCUACUGCCUCUGCUAAUCAGUAGCUAAGGGGUUCCGAGCUCCCCGCUAAGUCAAGUAUGCAUCUUCGACCUCGAACUUAUUUGAGCCGUGCCAUUGCAUUGACGUACACCAAAGAUGACAACUGCGCACUUUCGAACUGCAUUCCAAAUCUAGAUGCCAGUUAUGGGAAUAGGCUGUGGCCCCGGCCUCGAAUUUGGGAUAACACCUAAAUGUAUUGUAAAUAAUCAAAUAGUCGGUCCAAAAGGACCUUCAAAUG